AUGGGGGCCUUCGACAACGGAACGCUUGCAAUUGAAGAACUUCCAACAUACAGCAGCCCUCCACCCUUCACCCCCGAGCGUGAUGGCUCUCCAAGCUCAUCUAUGAGCAGGACAUGCAAAGAUGCGCUUGUGACCAUUCACGAUGCUCCAACACAAUCCAGCAUUGACGAAAAACAGAAUGUCCGGUUCUCUCUUCAAGAUGAACUUGUGACUUCCCCAAGUUGCGCAAAAGAUACUAAAGCACCAACCUCUAUCUCCAUCCGCAAUACCUUUGGAAGAUGCUCGAAUUUUAUACACGACUGGACGCCUUUUCUGCUUGUCAGCUCCUAUUUUGUUUCAUCUAUUUUUGCAUAUAUGCUCUUUCCCACAAAACUCUUAGAGGUUUUCUGGUUCAUAUAUAAUUUCACAAAUUUUAUCAUUGCUGCGUCUACAGCACUAGAAGCAUUUAUGAGCAUGGAACCAUGUCGAGAGGCUCGGCUUACUGUUACGAAAGCCGCCGCAAGGGGCUGGAAGUUCCCUACACCAGAUGAUGACCUAUUGAUCGUGGACAUUGUCAUUGUCGCAUAUCUUCCAAAUGAACAAGACAUCAUAAUGGAUCGAAUAAACUAUGCGUGUCAGAAGUUGGAGUAUCCAGUUGACAAAAUUCGCAUAAAUAUUGUUUACAACACACCUUCUCCAAUUCAACCUCUCGAGGAAGAAAUGUGGGAAGCGACCGCCAAAUAUCCGCAGCUUCGAAUCAUCAAGGUUGAAGGCUCUACAUCGAAAGCUGACAACCUCAAUUACUAUCUCAGUCUAGAUACCGGCUCUGAUAUCACUGCUAUAUAUGACUGUGACCACUACAUACAUCCCCAUAGCCCUCGAUGGGCGAUUGAACGUUUCAUCAAGGAGAAAGGGAAGGUUGAUAUCGUGCAAGGCCGAUGCAUCGUUUUCAACACAGGUGCUUCGUUUCUCACUAGUCUCAUCAGCAUAGAAUUUGACAAGAUUUAUGCCGUCUCACAUCCUGGAAGGGCAACCAUCUGGGGUUUUGGUCUAUUCACAGGAUCCAAUGGAUACUGGAGAACAUCACUUCUUCGAGAUGUAAAGAUGGACGAGAACAUGCUCACUGAAGACAUUGACUCUGCUCUUCGAACUGUGGGCCGAGGAUGUAAUAUUGUUCACGACCUAAAUGUUGUGUCAUAUGAAUUGGCACCUACAACUUUUGGAGCGUUCUGGAAACAGCGUCUGAGAUGGGCACAAGGAUGGGCGCAGGCAAGCUUGAAACAUUCAAUUUUGACCUUCAAUCGAGCCAAGGAAGGAAAGAGAAUCUUCACAACACGAUUUGGACUGCUCAAUCUGUUACUCAUUCGUGAGCUCAGUUAUUACUUGGUUACUCAAUUUGCUUGCUUGGUAGCAAGCUUCAUUUUUCUCAAUUUCCCCUUGACUCCAGCAGCGUUCUGGAAGACUGUUUUCUUCCAAUAUCCAGUUUCUGAGUGGUUCUUUUUCGUUAGCAUUUUCUGUUUGAUUGGCACUCUCUGGGUCACCAAUCAAGUUAAAUCUGAGUUUGCGUCACGAUGGAUGAUCAUCAAGUUCUCGAUUGCCUAUCCAUUUUAUCUGCUAUUUUUGGCCACCAUAGGUCUUUAUGGACAUGCCCGGCAGUUGACUAAAUAUUCGUCUUGGAACCCUACAGCGAGAACGUAG
Molecule: messenger RNA, 1677 nt
Organism: Botrytis deweyae
Lineage: Eukaryota; Fungi; Ascomycota; Leotiomycetes; Helotiales; Sclerotiniaceae
Exons: 3
Coding region: 1-1677 (558 amino acids)
Source: RefSeq, a predicted model, not a curated record